AUGCAACUUGAUUCUAGAUUCACUAUGAGAUUUAACAAUUUCGCUUUCCUCACGAACCCUCUCCCUGAAAAUCCACUGAACAAUGGAUUUGCUCCUACCUUGGAGCUAUCGUCCUACCACCACCAUUUUGAUCAACAUCAUGUUGAUAACCAUGAUGAGGCCCCUCUCAAUGGGUCUUCUCAACAUGGCUUAGGUCAUAUCAUGACCAAAUCUGCUUCAUCCACCCCUUUCUUUGGGGUUUCAACACCCAACGUCUCCUUUGAGACUGCUUACUCAAAAUCAUCUUUGCCUUUUUCGUCCCAAAACCAAAAUGGUAUCCUGCAUGGUUUGGCUCAAAAUGGUAUCACCACUACCGAGCCACAAACCUAUGUGUAUGCAGCCCCCGAGCCGCCUGUGACCUUGAACUUUCGAGAUUUGGGAUCGGCUAAAAACAUGGCCGAUAAUCAUCUCUCAUGCAUAACCACUCCUGAUUCUGUUCCUGGCCAGAAGGGAUUACAAAAAAGAUCAUCAGCCUCAUUUGUUGGCCAUGGUCUGAAGAAGAAAAAGAGGACUCAUAUGAACCGAAAGGCUGGCAAGGUUCAAAAGAAAUCCAAUGUUAUCAAAGGUCAAUGGACGCCACAAGAGGAUCGAGUGUUGAUGCAGCUGGUGGGGCGAUAUGGGAUCAGAAAAUGGUCGAAAAUUGCUAAGAUGCUCAGUGGUCGAGUGGGAAAGCAGUGUAGGGAGAGAUGGCACAACCAUCUGAGGCCGGACAUUAGGAAAGAUACAUGGAGUGAAGAUGAGGACAUAGUUCUGAUUGAGGCCCACAAAGAACUCGGAAAUCGAUGGGCCGAGAUUGCAAAAAGACUUGAUGGAAGAUCUGAGAACACCAUCAAGAACCACUGGAACGCCACCAAGAGGAGGCAAAGCUCGAAGAAGAAGAGCAGAGACCCCAACAACAAAGGCAGCACUCUUCUCCAGGACUACAUCAGGAGCCUCGAGCCGAGCGACGAGAAUUCCACCACCUCAACCCCUGAAAACAAUAACAACAACGGUGUGGCAGUUGUGGUGGGAGAGAGGCCAGAGUUUUAUCCUGAGGACCAUGAAGAGAUUGAACAUUAUGAGCAUGAGAACUAUGAUCCUGAUAACUAUGGUUAUGAAUCGAACGCAGCUGUUGUCCUGAUGGCCGCUGCCUCGGCUGACCAGAGCUCUGAUAUGAGUGAAGAUAGUACUGAUGAAGCCUGGACUGACAACUUCUAUAAUGUGGAUCUGGGUGCUAUGGAUGCGAAUGCUACAAAUGACAAGAAUCUUUACUCUGAGAGUUACGGGUUUCGGUCGUUGCUUGAGGAAAUGUCGUAUGGGUCUGUGAUUAUGAACGACGAGAAUGGUGUGGAUUUCCAGAUAAGGUCUGAGAUCGAGAGCCUUAUGCGAGGCCCUGGAGAGGCAGUGAAGAAGGAGAUGGAUUUAAUGGAGAUGCUCUGCCUGGGAAAGCUUUAAACAGAUAUCGCGAGCAAGUUCCAUAGAAGAAUCACCACAAUGCCUAGCUAGUACUAGUUCUUCAACUGGUUUCUAUGUAACCGUGGUGGCUUUAGAAAAUAUUUACUCAUUCAGUAUUGUCGUCGUUUACUUUUUUUUCGCGUCAAAAACAACAGUCGUUUCAUUGAAUGUCGUUUUAGUUUCUCAGUGUCUUAAGUCUCUAGUUUUAUUUUAUGUCGUGUGUCGUCGUGUCUUGGCCUUUCUAUACAGAUUUGUAUGUCUGUACUUGGGGGC
Messenger RNA from Humulus lupulus (European hop), 1746 nucleotides. Its product is annotated as transcription factor MYB98-like. NCBI's taxonomy places the organism in Eukaryota, Viridiplantae, Streptophyta, Magnoliopsida, Rosales, Cannabaceae. Bases 1 to 1473 code for a protein of 490 amino acids. The transcript has 3 exons. Gene Ontology annotation, cellular component: nucleus. The record is from RefSeq and is a predicted model, not a curated record. Gene Ontology annotation, biological process: regulation of DNA-templated transcription. Gene Ontology annotation, molecular function: RNA polymerase II cis-regulatory region sequence-specific DNA binding; DNA-binding transcription factor activity, RNA polymerase II-specific.